AUGGUCAUGACUAGGUCGAAGCGGGCGAAACAAAUCGUCCGCUCUCUGUCCCUGGCCCAGCACGAGGACCACGUUCUCAGUGCCUUCACUCCUCUUCUCAUCAGAUAUAAUUUGCUGCACAACUACCAUCGCUGUAUCCAGGUCUCCGUCGACCUCGGCCGGCCGUCGGAUCGGUUCACAAUCACAUCACCCUAUGACGCUCUGCCCAACUUUCUGAGAUCGCAGCUGGACGCGCAAAAAAUCACUGACGGCACCAGGCUUUGGUCACAGGUCGUUCCCAUCUUGACAUUCAUUCAGUCAAACAUUCGACGACUGGGAAAAUCUCGCGGCUAUCCUACCCUGUUUGUCUGGCACUCGAGAGAGAACCAUCGUUCCUACUUCUUUUUUGCCUUUGUCGAGAUCAAGAUGGUCUCCAAAACAUACUCGAUUCGCGAACUUGUUCGCAUGAAGAAUUUCUCUGCCAGCAAGGAGUUCUACGAUCGUCUGUACGACAAGCUUCAAAGAGACCCAAGCUUCGGUGACAUCUUCAGAAUGUCUUCGGAUCGCUCUCUUCCCCUGAUCCGAGAAGAGGAUUUGGAAACUGUUGGCAUCUCGGUUCGUUCUUCCACGAAUCGCAACCCAGCAAAGGCUAUUGCUGCCCGUCAGCUUGACGGCACCGAUUACGAGUGGAAGUAUCGCGGUCGAAGCGAGUCCGAAGAGGCCGUGCCGCGCCCAAUUUGCAGCCCUGUUGGCUUCUCUGCUCAGAAGGAUGAAGGCUUUCAGCGAUUCUACAAGGCCGUUGUCUCGCCAACUCACGUGCGCGUUACAGCCGGCGGCCGCAUUGUCCCGAACACUCGAGGCGUGCCGUCGCCCACAGCCAAACUGGCCAAAGAAAGGCUCAAUGGCGAUUCUCGGGCUUCCUCUCGGCCUGAAAGCCACGGCAACAUGGAGAACACUCCCUACGCCAUUCCGCAGCUCCCGUACGGUGCGUUCCCGCCGAUGAUGCAUGGGAUUCCCGCCCCCAUGGCACCGGCCCUAGCUCCCGGAAUGAUGGCUGGGCACCCGCCGUAUCCGAUGAUUCCGUGGCCUAUGGCCCAUGGCUACGGCAUGAUGGCUCAUCCUCACAUGGUCCCCGCUUCAGGUCAGCUAUCCGGUGCUAACAAUGCUGCCACUCCGCUUCAGAACGACAGGCAGAGCGAUGCUGGCAAAACAGAGAACCCAAGCACCGUGCAUCUCUCGCCCCCCGAGCAAUUUGACCGCAGUCGCCCAUUCUAUUACAACGGCCAGUGGAUGAUGCCCCCCGGCGCUGUCUACUCCCCCGGUGCCAUGCCACAUGUCGCUGGCUUCCCCGUUGCAGUGCCUGGACAGCCUGCCAUGGGCCACAAACCGCCAGUGUAUCCUUGGAUGCAAUUUCAUGGCAUGCGAGCGGAUCCUUCCAUGGGCUCCCAAGCCCCGCCUCUGUCCGCCGCCCCUAGCUAUGGCGGUGCGCUGCACAUGCCACCAUCGUCAAUCCUCCAGAGCGAGAUCACGAAGAAGCAGCUUGCUCACCUUCAUCAGCACCUCAAGAAUGCCGAAGACCAGCUUUUGUACAACAAGCACCAGAUUGACGAAAGAGCCACGGAACAGUCGAUCGAAAAUCUCCGGCAUCAGAUCAAGCUGUUUGAACUCCACCUUGAGAAUGCAUUGGCCAAGGAGGAAAGCCUCAAGCCAAAAAGUGACGGCCCGACGGCACCAGCUGCCAAUGCGCCCUCUCGUGAUGACCAUGGAUCGAAAUGGUCGACUUCUGGCGGUCCACGAGUGGGAAUGGAGCCUCACAGUGAGUCGGUGUCGCACGAUGACGUGCCUCAUGCCCACAGCACCAAGAACCACAAAGGAAAGGAGCGCGUGUCGUCGCCGCUUCCAUUGAGUUCAAGUGCGGUCCAGCCCGCCCCGCUCAAGAGCGCUCUUAGGAAGCCUCGUUCCACGGAGCCUGUCAGAAAAGGUUCGUCUCUUCCUGUAAACGCGGCUCUGGCUCCCCCCUUCCAGCCUCGCACAGAUGGCACGACGUCAGCCGCAGCAACGGACACUUCGGUGGCGUCUGGAGAGAACUUGAUGUUCGCGGAUCCUGCAUAUCCGUCAAUUAAUGCACAAGGAAUGACGUCCAAGCCCUAUCUUGUUGGGGCCCUUCGGGCUGGCUGCGAUCCCACUUUAGCCAGCGACGCAGACUAUAUCUACGAGCGCGAGCUGACUGAAGACGAGCUGAGAGCGCGUCAUUUGUUUUGGGGAAACACUCCCCGCAGUCUGCAGAAAGGUUUGCCCAAGUUUGAUGGUAAAGAUUUCUACCCGCCAUCUCCUGUCAGAGCAAAUAUGCCGGAGCCCAAAUUGAGACGCCCGGUUCCGAUCGACCAUAUUCAAUAUGGCCACGAUCUGUCCAAGACCAAGGCAGACAGCGAUCCUUUCGGAUCAGUUGGUCGAUACAGCCUCCGGCCUUCCCGCAAUCUCACCCAGUCUGAGCAACUCACGGGCUUCCAGUCGCCUAUGGUCGCAUCUCCUGCUUCGAGCAAUGUCAGCCCGGUUAAGGGGUACAUGCAGCCUGGCCGCUACGAUGACUUCCGCAAAGCACUGGGCGACGCGUUCCCAAGUUCUGCGAAUGAGUUCAAGGAGAAGUCGUCUCCUGAUUCUGGCGAUGACUCCAGCAUCUUGUUCAAGGGACGCAGGAACGCACCGACAAACAGGUUGGCGUCCCCCAACGCUUCGAGCUCCGAUCUCAAUUUGGAGACUGACCUUGCCUUCAGGGCCAAAAAUUCCCACGAGAUCUUAACGACUAUGUUCAAGAAGGGCAAGUCGAGCGGCACCGCAGUGCCAGGCACGGUUUCCUCGACGACGGCACGCGGCGUUCUUCCGCACUACGCCGGGCACGCCACGGCAUCGCUGACUCCGGCGAUCGCCAACACUCCCACUGGGCGCAAGGAACCUGGUCGCAAGGCCAUAGAGUCCGGUGACCUCGGCCAUCGCGGGCCUGAAGAGUUGAACAAAGUGGAGAAUCUGCCUCCGAACAGCAGCUCUCACCACAAGGGCCAAAUCCCUCGCGGCAGUGGUUGA
Molecule: messenger RNA, 3060 nt
Organism: Purpureocillium lilacinum
Lineage: Eukaryota; Fungi; Ascomycota; Sordariomycetes; Hypocreales; Ophiocordycipitaceae
Source: RefSeq, a predicted model, not a curated record